This is a messenger RNA of Drosophila eugracilis, 2060 nucleotides long. Its product is annotated as mini-chromosome maintenance complex-binding protein. Gene Ontology annotation, molecular function: chromatin binding. NCBI's taxonomy places the organism in Eukaryota, Metazoa, Arthropoda, Insecta, Diptera, Drosophilidae. The record is from RefSeq and is a predicted model, not a curated record. The coding region runs from base 85 to 1899 and encodes 604 amino acids. Gene Ontology annotation, biological process: DNA-templated DNA replication. The transcript is spliced from 3 exons.
GAUUUUGGCGCGCCAAAGCAGCUGUUGUGUUUUACCUGAGUCUUCAUAAAUAUUUUAAUUUAAUUUCUUAUACUCGACUGAAUAAUGCCCAGUGCCAUGGAUCUGCCGAAAACGCCCGAUGAACUAGUUGCCCAGCAUAGUGGCAGCUCCGAGCUGAAGGACCUGCUCAAGGAUCCCAGUCGCUGGCACUCGAUUCCAAUUCUCAACUACACGCCAAUGCACAAACUGAAGGAUCAGACUUUAGUGCGGUUUCGCGGCAUGAUUCAGGACAUGAUGGACCCGGAGAUUUACCUGGAGCGCUAUGAGGUGAAGUCUCCAGAUGGCAGCCAACACCUAAAGGAUGGAAAGUACAGGGACUGCUUGAAGAUGGCCACCGGAGAGGAGAUCGACUAUAAUGCCGAGGGCAACAUACACGGGGAGAGACGAACCAUGUUCGUGGUUUCUGUGCCGGGCUUAAAUAAUUGGAGCAGGGAACAUGAAAAACAGUGUUGCCCGCAGAUCGAGUUGAUCAACCUUGCACAAUCCCCCAGUUCUGCUAAAAAACGCACAUUAGACGAACAAGAAUCGAUGGAGGUAGACGGAGCCGACGAAACCAUCUUCAAACGGCCAUGUAUGAAGGAGAUCCAGCCGGAUGGGGAAAAGGUGGGUAACACAAAAUCUACCGUUCUCGGCUCAGAGUACCUGCUUAAUUCCCCCCUGCCUGGACGACCCAGCAUGGCCUGCAUGGUAAAGGUUUAUGAAGACUUCGACACCUAUCAGCUUAACUCUGUAGUCGACUUUGUUGGCUUCCUAUCAGUGGACUCCUCGCUGGAUGCAGCUACCUUGGAGAUAGAUGAUUGUGAAAACUUGAGUGAACUGCAGGCAACUCACCCAUCGCCGUUUCUCAUACCCCGGCUACAUGCCUUCGGCGUCCAGAUACUGCCGCACUCCAAUCCGCUACUAGACAAAAGCCUGCGACAGCCAAUUGAGCAAUGUGAAGAGGCGUACCCAUCACAGUUGGCAGUGCACAAGGAUCUGCGCAUGCUUCUCAAAUUAUGCUUGUUUGACGACGAUCUGGCUGCAGAGUAUAUGCUCUCCCAUUUAAUUUCAACGGUAUACAGCCGUUCCGAAAUGCAGAGCAUCGGAAAGUUUGCCCUUAAUCUAUGUAAUCUGCCUAAGGAAUGUGUGGAGUUCUCAACCAAGCUGUACGAAAUUCUGGAGCUUCUACUGCCUGCGAGCCAUUACCUGCCCAUGACUCUGGAUACGUUAAACACGGCAGCCUUUGCUCCAAAGAAGGACUAUGAGACCAACAAGCUGGUCUCGGGUAUUCUACAGUUGGCGCCCCAUACGCAUCUCAUACUCGACGAGACGUGCAUGCAACAGGGAAAGCUGGAGGCGAAUGGCGUUUAUGCCGUCCAACAUUUGGCUCAUCUGAUCAACAACCAGGAGCUAAAGUGCGACUUCCAGUAUUACCAAAUAGACUACCAAGCAAAUAUUCCGGUUCUUGUUCUGAGUGAAGGGCGAAGUAUGUUACCGAGUGACUUUGUAAUGCCCAUUAAUGCCGAUGCUAAGGCCGUCGAACUUUACAGUGAAUCUCUUAAGGCAGCCCAUCACUACCUGAAACCGUCUCGCCUUCAGCAGUUUCGUAAGUAUUUAACUACAGCACGGAUUAGCAGCUUUAGCGUCAGCGAGGAACACACUGAAAUGAUCCAGCAGGACUUUGUUGACAUGCGGAAGGCAAACGUAAAAAGUAAUGCUGACGAUUUACAUGGAUUACUGGUCCUUUCUCGGCUGCUGGGCAUUGCCCGCGGGAAGGAGACGUUAGACAAGGAAACAUGGCAGCUGGCUACCGAGUUCGAGGCUAAACGUCGCCAGCGCCUUCAAUCCCUACCGAAAUCAGCUUCCCAAACGCGUAAUUAAUUUUGGAUUUUAAGCAUUUAUUUGUAUUACCUUAAGUUAUAAUCAGUAUAUAAGGAUGAGCUCCCAAAAACCAAAUGGAUCCUACACCAUAUUACUUUUUAUGGGUUACUAUUUUAAUAAAUUAUGCCACUCAAAAAAGUAUUAGGCCUCUGAUACCCUAG